AUAUAAGGCCUGGUUGGAAAUCUGAUUCUUAAUUUCUGCUUUUUGGCCAGGGGUUGACUGUAACUCCUUCCCACAGUCUAGCAAUGCCUGUGGAUUUCAGUGGAACCUGGAACCUUGUCAGUAAUGACAACUUCGAAGGCUACAUGACAGCUUUAGGUAUUGACUUUGCAACACGCAAGAUAGCAAAAAUGCUGAAGCCUCAGAAAGUGAUUAAACAGGAUGGAGAUUUAUUUUCCAUCCAUACCACAAGCACAUUCAGAGACUAUAUGCUCCAAUUUAAAAUUGGUGAAGAGUUUGAAGAAGACAACAAAGGCCUGGAUAACAGAAAAUGCAAGAGCCUGGUUACCUGGGACAAUGACAAACUUAUCUGUGUCCAGGCUGGGGAGAAGAAGAACAGGGGCUGGACUCACUGGCUCGAAGGAGAUGACCUCCAUUUGGAGCUUCGUUGUGAGAAUCAAGUAUGUAAGCAAGUAUUCAAGAAAGCUUAAAUAUCAGCAUUGGUUCCAACAUGGAAACAUGACAGCCAUGCAUUCUUGUGUCCAGUGAUAAAUGGAAAUACCAAACUUGAUUUCUUUCUACAUAAGCAAUCUGAUGUUUCUGCCUCAGGAAAUACUAUUGGUUGUUAGCAGUGUUAAAGAUCUGAUUUUUGCUAAUAAACACCACAGAACAUCUUAA
This is a messenger RNA of Gallus gallus (chicken), 675 nucleotides long. It is a transcript of the gene RBP7, whose product is annotated as retinol binding protein 7. The coding region runs from base 84 to 488 and encodes 134 amino acids. The transcript is spliced from 4 exons. Gene Ontology annotation, biological process: fatty acid transport. Gene Ontology annotation, cellular component: nucleus; cytosol. Gene Ontology annotation, molecular function: fatty acid binding. Lineage: Eukaryota; Metazoa; Chordata; Aves; Galliformes; Phasianidae. The record is from RefSeq and is a predicted model, not a curated record.